AUGGUAGUUGCACUCGUCUAUUCAAGAAAGUUAAAAGUGGAUAAUAAUGGGGUAGGUGAGCUAGGAGAUAGUGAGGUAGGUGGCGGUGAAGCGGCUGUAAACUGGCAAAAUGCUCGAUACAAAGCCGAGGUACUGUCACACUCGCUUGACGAGCAGUUGUUGGCUCACGUGUCUUGUUUGCGAAUUGCGACUCCCGUGGAUCAGCUGCCCAGGAUCGAUGCACAGCUGGCGCAAUCACAACAUGUUGUCGCGAAGUAUUCGGGUCUCGGUAGGCAGGGUGGUAAUCUUGGUGAUGAUAAGGAGCUUGAUCAAUUCAUGGUACGAAAACUGCAACAACAUGUUCGUGUUAACGCUAUGGAAGCUGUUAUCGCGUGUUGGGAGAUCGAGCAGUCCCUACAGAGCUUGACAGGUUUUGUGGCUUUGUUGGUUUGGAUUUCGGUUUGA
Molecule: messenger RNA, 444 nt
Organism: Helianthus annuus (common sunflower)
Lineage: Eukaryota; Viridiplantae; Streptophyta; Magnoliopsida; Asterales; Asteraceae
Product: homeobox protein knotted-1-like 3
Exons: 4
Coding region: 1-444 (147 amino acids)
Cellular component (GO): nucleus
Molecular function (GO): DNA binding
Source: RefSeq, a predicted model, not a curated record